AUGUAAAGAUCGCGAGCGAUUGGCGUAGUGUUGCCAAGGAACCUUAUUCAAGAUGGGGGAAAACGUGAAAGUUGCUGUUCGAGUGAGGCCAUUUAACGAACGGGAGAAGAACCGCAAGGCAAAAUGCAUUAUCCAGAUGAACGGCCAGUCGACGAUGAUCAAGAAUCCAGAGAAUGAGAGAGAGGAGCCCAAGAAGUUUGCUUACGACUUCUCUUACUGGUCUCAUGAUGGGUACAAGGAGAACAAGGAAGGCUACUUAGAACCAACAGACAAGAAAUAUGCAGACCAGAAAACAGUCUUCUCAGAUCUUGGACAGAGUGUUCUAGCCAAUGCCUGGAAAGGCUACAACUGUUGUCUCUUUGCCUAUGGACAGACAGGCAGUGGAAAGUCUUACUCUAUCGUCGGCUAUGGUGCAAAUAAGGGUAUUGUUCCUGUGGCAUGUUCAGAGUUAUUCCGAGGGAUUGGGGAGAAGAAGAAAAAUGCAGACAAGUCAAAGGAAGAAGAAUACCAGGUGUUUGUCAGUAUGUUGGAGAUCUACAACGAGCAGGUCCGUGACCUCCUUAUGCCGGCUAGCUUCAAGGUCAAAGGAGGGUUAAAGGUCAGAGAGCAUCCGCAGAAAGGUUUCUACGUGGAGCAACAAGCCACAUUCCCUGUUAUGAGUUAUGACGAUAUCAACAACAAGAUCAACGAAGGAACGAGGAAUAGGACGAUUGCUUCAACAAAUAUGAACGCAACCAGCAGUCGAGCACACACCAUCGUUUCAAUACGUUUCAUCCAGAAAGGCAGGAACGAGACGGGGAAGAACAUGACUAAGACAUCUAUCAUCAAUCUAGUAGAUUUAGCUGGAAGUGAGAGAGUAGAUAGUACUGGAGCGACAGGAGACAGAUUAAAAGAAGGAGCAGCAAUAAAUCUCUCUCUCUCAUCGCUUGGAAACGUCAUAAAGGCACUGGCUGAUAUGGGUGCUGGAAAGAAAGGAAUAAGAGUUCCGUACAGAGAUUCCAAACUUACAAUGUUACUAAAGAACGCCUUAGGAGGAAACAGCAAAACAAUUAUGAUUGCUGCUAUAAGUCCAGCAGAUAUCAACUUUGAUGAAACGUUAUCAACUCUCAGAUAUGCUGACAGAGCCAAGGCUAUCAAGACCAAAGCGGUUGUGAACGAGAGUCCUACAGACAAACUAAUCCGAGAGCUGAAGGAGGAGAACGCCAGGCUCCUGAAGGAGCUGCAGGGGAAGGGAGGAGGAGGCAAGGAGGCAGCCAUACUCCAGGGAAUACCGGAAGACGAAGUGGAGGAGAUGAAGAGUGAGCUUGAGAGGCAGCUGCAGCAGAACCAAUCCGAGAUGGAAUCCAUGAAGAAAUCCUGGGAGCAGAAACUAAAAGAAGUUCACACGGCGCAGGAGCAAGAAUUAGCGAAGGAGAAGAAGAAGCACGAGGAGAUGAAGGUCACGCCCCAUUUCUGGAACCUUAACGAGGACCCCGCCCUGACGGGAAUGAUCAUCCACUUCAUCACAGGUCUGACCAAGGUGGGAAGUGAUAAGGCUCAUCCUGCAGCAGAUAUGGUGCUCUCGGGUCUCAACAUGGAGAAGGAACAUGCUGUGAUUUCAAACCGAGCCAAUACAGUGAUCAUCAAGCCCUGUCUACCUGCCAAGGUUCUUGUGAAUGGUAAACCGCUGACAGACAGGGGAGAGCUACAUCAUAAUGACAGGGUUCUGUUUGGAUCCAAGCAUCUCUACGUCGUCCACCAUCCCCAAGAUCUUGCUAAGAAUCCUAAGAAAGAGAAAGAAGUAUCUGAGGAGAAACCCACCUACAGCAAAGCUCAGGAAGAGAUUGCAGCAAACUCUGGCUUUGAGAUAAAGAAAGGACCAAACAGAUCAAAAGAUGAGUUGCUGAUUCAAGAAGAUCUUGUUGAGUUGAUCCCUCAUGUAAGUGAAGCAAAUGCAAUGAGUGAGGAGCUGAAGAAAAGAGUUCGCUUUGAGAUCGCGCUCAUAUCACCGCAGGCUAGGGGGGCUAAGCAUGGCAGGACGGAGGUUUCAAUAUGCAUGAAGAACGUAGACAACGAUAAUGAGUUCCUCUGGACAAGGAACAAGUUUCUAAAUCGCAAGUACCUCAUGCAAGAGAUGUAUCAGAACUAUACAGAUGGUGACAAGGAUUGGGAUGUAGAACAGAACAAAGACCCGUUCUGGGAGCCGCCUGAGACGGAGGUCCUCAUCGGCUGCGUUCACGUUUACCUUCAGAGCCUGGCAUACCUGAUCGAGAUCGAGGAACUCCUUGGAAUCGGUGACUUCCGAGGCAUCGAGCAGGGUCUGCUUCAGGUGGACAUCCGUCCAUGCAAGGCGGAUGGCUCUCCUCUCCCCGAUGAAGAGUUUGUGGAUGAGCCUAAGGAAUUGAUUGGGAAGAGCACUAACUUCAAGUUCCAUGUUUCACAUGCAAGAGGUCUACCUGCAAGAAUAGCCAAGAGCUUCUGUCGAUACAAGUUCUAUCAAAACCGAGAACCGGCUCAGUCAGCUGAAGUAGAGGGCAGAAAUCCAGAAUACAAACAUGAUAAAAUAUUCUCAACUACAAUCAUCACACCAGAGAUGCUGAAGUACUUGGAGAAUGAAUCAUUAAUCAUUGAGGUGUGGGGGCGCCAGAGAGAUAUGGCAUCGCCCGAGAGGAGAUCGCUUGGUGGUGAUAUCAAGAGGAGCACGUCUAUCACAAGUGAUGAGAAGUACAAACUCAAUGUUGAACUGAACACAGAGAAGAAGAGGGUCCAACGAUUGGAAGCAAAAUUGCAAAAGAUCCAGGAGCUGGUCAGUGAGGCGGUCAAGCACAAGAAGAAAACCCUCGACAUAAUAGACGUCCAGGAGGUCCUGUACGCCGGCGGUCAGCAGCGCUUCAAGGCCGCGGCCACCGUCAUCGGCCUGACCGAACAGAUGGGCAAGGUGGGCACACAGGGAAAGGUCUAGCGAGGCAGGAGGGUUCGCGUGCAAGUAUACGUGAUUUCAGACACUACAUUAACCCUAGUGUUAGUAAUAUUUCUGGUGUUUUAAUUAACCUCGGCUGAAUAAAGCAGCUGUUCCUCUUGCAAUUGACAAUUAACAUUUAUAUUUAUCUUUCACUUUAACAACCUUCACACAAAAUUGCAUGCUCCUCAAUAAUUUCGAGAAAAAGUAAUUUGUACUGGAAAACAAUGGCUUUGCUUAUCGUUGCAAGUGGCCAAUUUGAAGGAAUAUUAACCUUAUGUAGGAGGUUUGGUCUUUGUAGAAAUGUAACAAUCAAGAGAAGGGAUGAAUAAAAGUAUAGAAAAAAUGUCAGGCAUUUUUAAUACCGCAUCACAAGAACAAGCCUUAAUAUCAUUUUAAUGAAAUGUAAUUUUAUAUUUCGACCAUAUUACGUAGUUGCUCAUCACUGUUAAAAUACAACUCAGUCAAGAUGACUUCCUUGGUAAAUAGCAUUCAGCUUGUGAUGAAUGCCCUACCUGAUAGAUGCAGUAUAGACUCUAGCUACGCAGACAUGUGCAUUAUUUUCCAAAAUUGUGCCUUGCUUUCCUCUUGCUUUCUGUUGGUUUCAAUCAUUUGUUUCAUCCGUUUUUCUUGUCCUUUUAUUUGUCAAGUUAUGCAUUCCGAAAUUCAGUUAACAUUUAGUUUUAGACCAUUUCAUGGUGUUUUGUUCGACUUGUAGUAAUGCAAAAAUACAGUCAAACCUGCUUUAGUGACCACCUGUCUACAAAGAUUACAUUUUUUGUUUCCCUUGAAAAUGGUUUUUCAUUGAGACAUGUACUAAAGGAACCUGUCUACAAAGACCACUAUUUGUGUUUCCCUUGAGCAGGUGCUAUAGACAGGUUCGACUGUACAUGAAUGAAAUCUGAUAAUUUUAGCUGAUUGACAUGAGGCCUAAUGAACACAUGUCAUAGCACCGUGUGUCCCGUCUUCAUUGGUCAAUUCAAACACUUCUUCAGAUCUCGUUCAUUUUUCAAUCUAUUCAAUUUUGAUUGAUUUGGUAAAGAAAGCAGCCGUGCCAAUCGAUUGACAGAAUCUUGAAACAUUGCCCCCCCCCCCACUGUUAUGCACAAUUAUCAUGAAAUGUUGUAUACCGGUAGUCUUUAAUCUGUUCCAUUUCAUUCUGUUUUGUUUCAUUGGCUGGAAGGAACCAUGCAACACCCAUGUAUUGAUAUUUCUAAUUUCUUCACAGAAUUUUGAAAUUUGCGCCACCUUAAUUAGUAGUUAUCAUAAUUUGUAGAAAUUUAAAGGCAGUGUAUUCUAUUGGUUCCUCUACUCAAGCAUCAUCAGUUGAAGAUGCAUUCUGGUGAUGAUGUAUUCUCAAAUAUGUAAUCAUUUCUGUUGGUUAAAAAUGAGCACUUUUUGAUAGAUGUUCUUGUUUUAAUUUCAUUCAUGCACUCAUUCCAGUUUCUACUGCAUUUUAGAUUCAUUUCCAAUCAUGAUUUCAAUCAUAUUCCAUGAUUUUUUCCUCUCCUCAAGUAUUCACUUGUUUUGUUCUUCUUACUUCAUCAUUCCAAUCACAAAUGUAAUAAUUCUUUUAUAUGUGUAUGUAUACGUACAUAUUCUACAUGCUUGUAUUUCUGUGUGUGCUGGAAUUUGUUUUUGUUGAUGCUAUUAAGUAAUGUAGUCGUUAAUCAAACUAAUGUUUUCCGUCUCUGCUGUAAGCCCUUUGAUGGAGAUAGAUUAUCGUAUUCACAUGUCAAUUAAGCUGUCUUUCAAUCUACAUGCAUCUGAAUAAAUUAUAUUAGAAGUAUGGUUAUCCCAUCAGCACAUUACACAUUGACAUACCUGCCAAAUUUGGAAUAUUCCAAUUUUUUCAUUUUUUCUGAAUGACCAAAUAAUGAUAAUUAUUAUUAUUAUUAUUAUUAUUAUUUUUAAAAGCCAAAUUUAGGUUGUUUAACCAUGUGCUGGGAUUUCGCAUAUUGUGUGCAUUGAAUGGCUGCACAAUGUAUUUGUUUUUUUGUGUACAGAUUUACUGUGUAUUGGCCAUAAUUGGCAUACAUGGAUGGCCAUGGUAAGGCCUUGCGAUGGCCUGUUCAAUGCACAUAUACAUGUAUGCCUGUACCCCCGCAGGAGCACGGGUCUGCUUACCCAGACCCCCCCCCCCCCCCCCCCUAAGGGUAGAGAUUUCUUAUUUUCAAAUGUGGGCAGGUAUGAGUACAGUGUCUUUAUAUGGUAGCUGCGCUAUAUGAAUUGAUCUUAUAAUUAUUAUUAUUAUUUUCAUUAUAGUUAUCAAUAUUAUUGUACCGGUAAUUAUAAUUACAAU
Molecule: messenger RNA, 5240 nt
Organism: Strongylocentrotus purpuratus (purple sea urchin)
Lineage: Eukaryota; Metazoa; Echinodermata; Echinoidea; Camarodonta; Strongylocentrotidae
Product: kinesin-like protein KIF28P
Biological process (GO): cytoskeleton-dependent intracellular transport; microtubule-based movement
Cellular component (GO): microtubule; kinesin complex
Molecular function (GO): ATP hydrolysis activity; ATP binding; microtubule binding
Source: RefSeq, a predicted model, not a curated record